CCAAUCCAAACAGAAGCUAAGGUUUGGAAAUGCGUAGGGUUAGGGCAAAUGGAUCAGAUGAAUACUUUUCAAGAGGGGAUGCAGUUUUGGGGGGAUAGUGUGCUUAUACUUAUGGUGUCCCCCACGAGUACAAGGCUAUAAGCAAAAAAAACUGUUGGUGGGACUUCAGCUACCGGAAAAUGUGGUGGCAAGCAACAAAGGAAGAAAGAGGAUAAAGGGAGAGAAAAAGCAUACAUGCUUUUUCUGCUGUCUUUUUCAAAAUCCAGGUUGGGGUCUCUGGAGCAGUGUUUCUACCAGAAACAAUGAGUUAUACACAGCUUUCAAUGGGGUCAGGUAGCAGAACCGCUAGAAGGACGUUUGAAUUUGGAAGAACACAUGUGGUCAGGCCAAAAGGGAAACACCAGGCAACUAUAGUUUGGCUUCAUGGCCUUGGUGAUAAUGGUUCAAGCUGGUCCCAGCUCUUGGAAAACCUCCCUCUACCAAAUAUAAAAUGGAUUUGCCCAACUGCACCCACUCGUUCAGUGGCUAAAUUUGGUGGAUUUUCUUGCACUGCAUGGUUUGAUGCGGGAGAGCUUUUGGAAGACAGUCCAGAUGAUUGGGAGGGUUUAGACGCAUCAGCAGCACAUAUUGCAAACUUGUUGUCAGCAGAGCCAGCUGAUGUUAAAAUUGGUAUUGGAGGCUUCAGCAUGGGUGCCGCAAUGGCAUUUUAUUCUGCAACUUGCUGUGCUCUGGGCCGAUAUGGCAAUGGCAAUCCAUAUCUUGUCAACCUAAAGGCGGUUGUUGGACUGAGUGGUUGGCUUCCUGGUUCAAGGGGUCUAAGGAACAAAAUAGAAGGGUCACAUGAGGCUGCAAGACGCGCUGCAUCAUUGCCAAUUUUGCUCCUUCAUGGAACUUGUGAUGAAGUUGUCCCAUAUAAACAUGGAGAGAAUUCUGCCCGUUCCUUGAGUAUGGCAGGAUUCCGACUCCUUACAUUCAAAUCCUAUGAGGGGCUUGGUCAUUUUACUGUUCCUAAGGAAAUGGAUGAGGUCUGCAAUUGGCUUACUACAAGGCUGGGGCUUGAGGGGUCCUGUGCAUAAUUGUGGCAAGGAAUAAAUUUCUAGUUGUGAAGCUAGUGGAGGAUGAAGAGUAAAACAAUAAUGGGGGAGGAGAAAAAUUACAUGCCUACAAGUAGUCAAGUAGGCGGCUAACAUCAUGGGUUGUGAGAUACGGGGUAAAAUAUUGUAAACUUUACUAGAUCCCUUCUAGUAUAUUUGUCCAUUCCUAAAAUAAAAUUUUGUAUGCUUUUUAAAUUUUGGAAUGUAGAAGCAGGUGGUUUUGGAUCUAGUGAGUUGAUCAUGUAUUUCAGAGCAGUACGGUGUUUAUAUCAAUAUCUAGUGGAUUUGGGUUCUAGCUUUAUAAUCCCUGUCUCUUUUAGCAGCAUCUCUGUUCUUUUGCUCUCUGGUUUUAAAGUCAGUUUAUAUUGUCCAUGGCAACUUAUUAAAAGGAUGGAUUUUGU
Messenger RNA from Rubroshorea leprosula, 1495 nucleotides. Lineage: Eukaryota; Viridiplantae; Streptophyta; Magnoliopsida; Malvales; Dipterocarpaceae. The record is from the annotation of a GenBank genome assembly.